Messenger RNA from Rhizopus microsporus ATCC 52813, 859 nucleotides. RefSeq names its product VAMP-associated protein. Bases 131 to 808 code for a protein of 225 amino acids. Gene Ontology annotation, biological process: endoplasmic reticulum membrane organization. Gene Ontology annotation, cellular component: endoplasmic reticulum membrane; plasma membrane. Gene Ontology annotation, molecular function: FFAT motif binding. The transcript is spliced from 5 exons. NCBI's taxonomy places the organism in Eukaryota, Fungi, Mucoromycota, Mucoromycetes, Mucorales, Rhizopodaceae. The record is from RefSeq and is a predicted model, not a curated record.
AAAAAAAGAGAGAGAAAGAAAGAGAAAUAUAGAGAAAACAUUUUUUUUCUUUUUUCUUUUCGUUUGUUAAUAUACCUUGCGUCUUUUUUUUUACCUCUUGUGUACGUGUGUGCGUAUUGUAUAAUAAACCAUGUCGGUCGAAUUAGACGUAGAAAACACCAUUUACUUUGAACGCCCAUUAACACGUAUUGUUAAAAAAGACGUUCAAAUCAGGAAUCCUCAUUCAAAACCUGUUGCCUUUAAAGUAAAGACGACUGCACCAAAACUGUAUUGCGUUCGUCCUAAUUCAGAAAUCAUUCAACCCAACAGCACGAUGACUGUCCAGAUUAUGCUUCAAGCCUUUAGAGAAGAACCACCUGCUGACUUCAAGUGUAAAGAUAAAUUCUUGUUUGUAAGCGUGUUAGUUGAAGGAGCACUGGAGUCAAUGAGUUUAGGAGAUCUUUGGAAUCAUGUUGAAAGCAAGGAAAAGGCGUCUGUUGCUCAGCAAAAAUUGCGCGUGGAAUAUGUUCAACCCAAGCAAGAAGCGCAACAAGUGCCUCUGGAACCAGUUCAGGCUAAUCCUCAGCCAAUAGUAGCAAAUGGAAGAGAAGAAAAGCAACCCGAUAAUAAUGAAGUUGAAGCAAAGAUGAAGCAAAUGGAAGAAGAAUUAAAGAAAUAUAAGAACGAAGUUGAACAGUUGCGUAAUGCAGAACCUACGGUGAUUGUUGAAAGAGUUCAAAAGACAACAGAGUCGCCUAUUAGCAUGCUUAUCCUAUUUGCUUUACUGGCACUUGCUAUUGCUUACUUCUUUCAGCAACAUAAAAAUUAAAAAGGAAAACACAAAAUGAUCUCAUUACGAUGUAUCUUCAAUUCCCAAGAU